Xyrichtys novacula (pearly razorfish) is the source of this 2543-nucleotide messenger RNA. The record is from the annotation of a GenBank genome assembly. Lineage: Eukaryota; Metazoa; Chordata; Actinopteri; Labriformes; Labridae.
AAAUAAAACUCAGUCAGUCGUCGACAGCGAGUGUUGAAAUGGCGCAGAAAGGAGUUCAUCUGGACCGUGAGUCUUUCUCUUGUUCCAUCUGUUUGGAUCUUCUGAAGGAUCCGGUGACUGUUUCCUGUGGACACAGCUUCUGCAUGAGCUGUAUUCAAUCCUACUGGGAUAAAGAGGUUGAGAAGAAGAUCUACAGCUGUCCUCAGUGCAGAGAGACUUUCACACCGAGGCCUGUCCCAAUAAAAAACAUUGUGUUAGCAGGUUUAGUGGAGGAAGUGAAGAAGAGCGGACUCCAAGCUGCUCCUGAUGAUCCCUCUGAUGCUGGACCUGAAGAUGUGGCCUGUGACAUCUGCAGUGGGAGAAAACUGAAAGCUGUCAAGUCCUGUCUGGUCUGUUUAAUCUCAUUUUGUGAAAAACACCUCCAGCCUCAUCAUGAAUCUCCUGCCUAUGCUAAACACAAGCUGGUGGAGCCCUCCAAGAAGCUCCAGGAGAACAUCUGCUCUCGUCAUGAUGAGGUGAUGAAGAUGUUCUGCCGCACUGAUCAACAGUCUAUCUGUUAUCUCUGCCCUGUGGACCAACACAAAGGCCACGACACAGUCUCAGCUGCAGCAGAAAGGACUGAGAGGCAGAAAGAUCUGGAGGAGAGUCGAGAAAACAUCCAGCAGAGAAUCCAGGACAGAGAAGAAGAUGUGAAGCUGCUCCAACAGGAGGUGGAGGCUAUCAACGGCUCUGCUGAUAAAGCUGUGGAGCACAGCCAGAAGAUCUUCAGCCAGCUGAUCCGUCUGAUGGAGAAACGCCGCUCUGACGUGGAGCAGCAGGUCAGAUCCCAGCAGGAACGUGAAGUGAGUCGAGUCAAAGACCUUCAGGAGAGACUGGAGCAGGAGAUCACUGAGCUGAAGAGGAAAGACGCUGAUCUGCAGAAGCUCUCACUCACAGAGGACCACAACCAGUUUCUGCACAGCUACCCCUCACUGUCAGGACCGGGUCAACCUGCAGACUCACCCAGAAUCAACAUCCGUCCUCUGAGAUACUUUGAUGAGGUGACAGCAGCUGUGUCAGAGCUCAGAGAGAAACUCCAGGAUCUUCUGACAGAGACGUGGACAAACGUCUCACAGGCAGUGACUGAAGUGGAUGUUUUACUGUCAGAACCACCAGAACCAGCAGAACCCAAGACCAGAGCUGGUUUCUUAAGAUAUUCACGAAGAAUCACACUGGAUCCAAACACAGUAAACAGAGGGCUGUUAUUAUCUGAUGGAAACAGAAGAGCAACAAAGACAGAACAACCACAGUCUUAUCCUGAUCAUCCAGACAGAUUCACUUUUUAUAAACAGGUCCUGAGUAGAGAGAGUCUGACUGGACGUUGUUACUGGGAGGUGGACUGGAGAGGGGAUGGGGUUAGGGUAGCAGUCGCAUACAAGACUAUCAGCAGAGUAGGAAACUCAAAUGAUUGUAGAUUUGGGUACAAUGACAAAUCUUGGAGGUUAGACGGUGAUAAAGACGGUUAUGAAUUUGUGCACAACAAAGUCUGCACUCCUGUCCCAGGUCCUCGGUCCUCCAGAGUAGGAGUGUACCUGGAUCACAGAGCAGGUAUUCUGUCCUUCUACAGCGUCUCUGAAACCAUGACUCUCCUCCACAGAGUCCAGACCACAUUCACUGAACCUCUACAUGCUGGACUGUUACCCUAUGGAGACUCUGCUGAGUUUAUUGAACUGAAAUAAAAAUUAAUCUUGAGUCAAUCAGACCAAAAACAUGUAAUGAGAUUACUGAACUCUUGAAAUGUUCUAGUUUGUAAAUGUUUGUGAAUCAUUUUCACAUCAAGAACUCUGAUCUUAAGUUCCUAAUACUCGCUCUCUCCUGAUUUUCAGAAGAACUGGUUUUGUAGUGAGUAGUUUUGAAUAGAGUUGGUGGGUGAUGGUGGAUUAGUUGAGACUGUGGUGUCUUUAUUUUUAAUGAUGCUCUAAAAAUGUUUGAAAAAUAGACCCAACUCUGUCUGAUAAAAGGGAGAUCUUUUAUUUGUUGUUUGCUUUUUGGUCACAGCACACGAAUGUUAAGCCUUGUGUCCAGAUGAGACUGUUGUUUGCAUGAUCAUGAAUUUACAUUUACUUUAUUUUUUAAAUACUUUGGGAUGCUUUGGCAUUUAUUUGAUCAGACAGGAAAUGUAGAGAGAGGAGAAAGGACAUGCACUAAAUCAUGUCAGGAUGGGGAUUGAUCCUUGGUUGGACUAUGAUGAGGACUGUCACUUUACUGUGUAAAACCUGCAGUCCCUUAAAAAAAGAUGUUCCUCAGCUUCAGUUUGUGCAGAUUUUUAAGGUCUGAUACUUUAGAAAAAUACUUUAAAAUGUAACACAUUUGUAAAGACAUCUAUAAUUACUCUUUUCUGCAAAUGAGUCUUCAAAUGAGCUUUUCUGUAACUGUAAUAAUAAUCACAUUAAUUUGUAAAACUGCUUUUAUUUUUUUGCCUUGGCUGAGAUUGUGGUGAAGCAGCUGAUUGUCUCGGUAAAAAAAAAGAAAAUUAAAUUAAAUUGAGUCACUGAGAGCUCCUC